AUGCGCAUCCAGACUUUAUUAAUUGUUGUUGUUGUUACUCUUUCCCUCGCAUAUGGACAAGAUAGAAAAAUAACUUCUAAACUAAAUCCCGGGUGUCAAAGCUGUACAACAGAGACAACUCUAGUUUAUGUGAAAUGUGAAGGAAUCUCGGAUACUAUCCAUCAAAUAUGGGACUUUACAAGACAUACACCCACUGUGAUAUUCGCAAUAGGAAGCUUAAACUCAACUAUGAACAUAACUUGGGAUAGGAUGUUACCAAAGACUAUAUCCGUUUCAGAAAAACCUCUGUAUAGUUUUGCCACAGCUAUUGACAAACUUUUUGAAUAUGACGAUUUGGAUGAUAAUGGUCAUAUAGACCCAAAGUUUCCCCAUAAGGAAGUCAGUUUGAACAGCAUGGUGUGGCAUCUCAACGAGAGCAAGAUGACUGACAAGGAAGCCAUGGUACAUGUCUAUGGGAUAAUGGAUGAUAAUAGACAUGGGAAACGUGGUAUUGUCAAUAUAAAGCUUGACCUAAUACCGUUUAAAGACUACGCAGUGGAUCUCCCACAUCUCAUCCACACAGCGAAUUCCACUCUGUUUGACAUAAGUCUAGUCAAUCUGACCACGACCAAAGAGUUUAAUGCGUCUCGAUACGCGAUACAUUUGCUGAUGGUGAGCACUGACUCGGUCACUGAGACGAUGCACUACACUAUGAGAAAGAGCCUGGACGAUGAACACACACCUGGUGUUUUUGAGAUAAUAGAGAUCAAAACGCCUGCGCUGUACAACGAAGACGAGGGCGGGUACCUGCAGUUCCGGCCGGUCGGCUACAGGCAGCCCGAGCGCAGUGUUGCCAGCUCUACCGUCGCGCACGUCUCCGACUUUACUAGAACGACUCUCCCCCGUCACAGCACACUAAAGCUGUUCUACGACACACUCGAGGGGCCCGACCUCCUCGUGCAAGACCUGUUCGUGUCCUUCGGUGAGCCCGGGGACGGGUUUUAUAAACAACAUAAUUAUACUGCGUGGUCGUUCACAAUCGGCUACGGUACACCACCAAUAGAAAACUUCUCGUUUUUCGUGAUUAUGAUAAUAUGUAUAGGUUUAGGUGUCCCCGUACUUCUGGCACUCUCCGGUAUAGUGUUUGUGGUGCUCAGACGGUACAGACACCGUCACAACAGAACUAGGUUCACUAAUGAGGAA
This is a messenger RNA of Brenthis ino (lesser marbled fritillary), 1182 nucleotides long. The record is from the annotation of a GenBank genome assembly. Lineage: Eukaryota; Metazoa; Arthropoda; Insecta; Lepidoptera; Nymphalidae.